Molecule: messenger RNA, 2071 nt
Organism: Misgurnus anguillicaudatus (oriental weatherfish)
Lineage: Eukaryota; Metazoa; Chordata; Actinopteri; Cypriniformes; Cobitidae
Biological process (GO): positive regulation of acrosome reaction; egg coat formation; binding of sperm to zona pellucida
Cellular component (GO): extracellular matrix
Molecular function (GO): acrosin binding
Source: RefSeq, a predicted model, not a curated record
UAUGUUAGGCACUCAAAAUUGCUUAAUUGUUGAUUUAAAGGAGCGAAAAGUGGCCGAAGGCGCGUUCGGUAAUGCGGGGUUAGCUUGCAGAGUUGGUGCUUUAAUUUAAACGAGGACGAUGACAGGAAGCUUUCUAUUACAUCUCUUUAUCCUAACUUUAAUAGCAAAGUUUAGUGAUGUUAGCGCCUCUCCGCGGAGCUCUGACCGCCGUAUACACUACCCAUCCAGUCAGUCGCAGACGAGUGAACAUUUUCCAUCCACGCAGCCCUCAAAACAAGCUAAAGAUUCACCCUGGAGACCUAAUACGCGGGUUAAAACUGUAGCCGUUAUUUGCCACGAGAAUUACAUGGAGAUUACAAUUAAAACGGACCUGUUUGAUGUUGGUUUACCCGUGGAUGCUUCGGAGCUGCGGCUCGGCACUGACACUCAAUUGGUUCCUUCGUGUAAAGUGACCUCGUUUUCUUCUGACGCGUACAUUAUAGCGGCUGAUCUUACAGACUGUGGCACUCAACACUGGAUUACAGAUGAGUCUCUUAUCUACACCAACCUCCUCAUCUUCUCUCCACAACCAUCACUGGACAGGGUGAUUCGCUUUGAGGAGGCCAUAGUUCCCAUUGAAUGUUAUUACAGCAGGAAAUUUGAUGUAAUCAGUAACCCCAUCAGACCAACAUGGAUUCCUUACAGUUCAACACAAUCUGCAGUGGAGGACUUGCAGUUUUCACUAAAGCUAAUGACAAGUGAUUGGAGCUCGGAACGGGCAUCUGCUGUGUAUUUUCUUGGUGACGUCAUAAACAUGGAAGCCUCAGUUCUUCAAAAACAUCACACUAAUCUCCAUGUUUAUUUUGAGAGCUGUGUUGCCACGGUGACUUCUGAUAUUAACUCGGUUCCCAGAUACACAUUUAUUGAAAACCAUGGGUGUUUUAUGGAUGGACAGCUAACAGGCUCAAAGUCUCGUUUCUUGCCCAGAAUUCAGAAUAACAAGCUCCAACUCCAGCUGGAUGCUUUCAAGUUCUACAAAGAGGAGAGGCCAGAGAUAUACAUCACUUGUACUCUUCAAGCUUAUCCUGUAAUGGAUGUAGUUAAUCUUAUUCAUAAAGCAUGUUCCUUCAUCGAUGGAAGCUGGAGGUCUGCUGAUGGAGGUGACUGGGCUUGUUACACCUGUGAAAAACAGGAGUUCGCUCCGUCCUUCCGUGCCACACAGACACAAUCUUCUUCUGCUCCCAAAAUGGACCAGACCUUAUCUACCCCAAGGCUCAGCAAGAUCCAGCCCAGAAUGCAGGAGGGUUCCAGAGGUUUAGCUAAAAUCAUGCAGACACCAAGUGAGGCUGCUCCAUCCUGGAGGAGGUUAAAUAUCCCUGAGGAGGAGACUGGAUCAGUGGGAUGGAAACAGGAAAAAUCUCUGGGUCCACUGGCCAUAUUUUCAAAGAAAACUAAAAUGGGGUUUUUGACUCCACCAAGAGUGAAGGAAGGGGUUCCUCCUUUGCCCUCUUUCAAGGAUCAAACACCAAUGCCUCAUGGCAGUCUAUGGAAAAAUGGUAUCUCUGCAGAGAUUGACUUUGAAGAGACCAUAACUCAUCUCCCAUCUAUGGAACAAACUGAACAACCGGUUAUCACUACAAGUGAAGCAGAAUCCCAGGACCUGGAUGAUGGUGAUGAGGAGGAGGAGGGGGAUGAUAUAGAGGAUUAUGGUGAGGAUAGUAAUGAUGCAAAUAAAGAUGAUUAUGGGGAGGAUAAUAAUGCUGCAGAUAAAGAUGGCCAUAUAGAAGAAAAAGAUGCUGGGAAAGAUAAUAAAGACCUAUGGAAGACCAAAGUCUUGCCAGAAGAAGAUUUUGAAGAGAGUUUUACAACUCCUACCCCUGCAAAUGAGAAACCCUUUGAAGCACACGAACUGGGCACAAGCUCUUCACUGCAGGAUGAGGUCGAGUCAGCUGAUUCUUAUCACCCUCUUAAAGACUCAUAAACGUAUUAAAUCUCAAGGCUAUAGAUGCUGCUAGAUGUGUAAACUGUGGUUCAAAACAUUGCAUAUAAAACGGUCAGAAAUCAAUGCAUAAUAAAAAAUUUAAAUUUUGAA